UCCUGGUUAUCGAUCUGAGACCGUUGGUGUCCUGUCGAGAAUGCAAAGCAAUGCGGGUUGCGGCAACGCAUCAAGCCACGGUGAGCCCUCAUACAGCUCGCUUGUCGAAAGCUACUGCACCAUUAUGAGAGGCGCUUGUGUAGUCGUCCGGCCCGUAAGCCAGCAUUUCUCAAGUGAACAUGCCGCUCAGGUCUCUUCCCACUUUCGACCUUAUUCAGACACAGCAGCUGCAGCAGGCUGAAUUCGUGCGAUCCCCAUCGUUUAGGCCUUCAAGCCGUGAGCUAGCUGCGUUGAACGCAGGGCUGCAGCUUGGAUCGUCUACGUAUCGAACAGCAACUACGGUAGCGGGCUGCAGCCACAGGGUUAGCUUGGGGGAGACGCCGGAGCAAACAGACUCAGCGCCGUCCUCACUUCCCGGAGAAUGGCGCAAGCAGGGAGUUGUGCCGAUGCGUAGAUUUUGUCCCCCACUUUUGUUAGUCGCGCAGUCCAGAAUCUUUUAUUCCGAAGGUCUGCCCAUCGCUUUGAUCAAGCGAGGAACGACGAUCACCAAGAUCAGUGACCUGUCACGCAGCACCGCCAUUGCAUCUGUACAACGCGCGUACAGCGUUCGAAUCCAGCACUAUUCUUGAACAGCUCGGUUACCCGCCGGAUCGGUGUACUGGUCUACAUAACCCUGGGGCAAUCCACCAAAGCGUAUUUGCCACGUGCAGCGAGUAACCUACUGCCGCCUAGACGCGCAUAGAACAAGAGUGGCUGUUCAAUUCGUCUACAGCUUUUUGCUAUUUGAUAUAGCACCGCCAGGCCACUA
Baudoinia panamericana UAMH 10762 is the source of this 808-nucleotide messenger RNA. RefSeq lists its product as uncharacterized. The record is from RefSeq and is a predicted model, not a curated record. Lineage: Eukaryota; Fungi; Ascomycota; Dothideomycetes; Mycosphaerellales; Teratosphaeriaceae. The coding region runs from base 180 to 629 and encodes 149 amino acids. The transcript has a single exon.